AUGGUGGCUUUCCUCCGACCUUCUGACUUGGCUCGAACCCCGUAUAACUCCUGUUUUAUCACGGAUACUGGCUGUCUUACUUUACAAGCCGUGGCUCUUAAGGAGACUCGUCGCAAACGACGCAUCAUCAAGCCCUGUACGAUCCAUCCUCAUGCGUCCGAUAUGGAAGUAUGUCCAGUGCAGGGCUUCAAGGCUCUUCGCAAUCAUCCUGGUUUGGCUUCUCGUCCUCCUGAUUCACAAUUUUUUGUAAAGCCCUACUGA
Molecule: messenger RNA, 261 nt
Organism: Mucor velutinosus
Lineage: Eukaryota; Fungi; Mucoromycota; Mucoromycetes; Mucorales; Mucoraceae
Exons: 1
Coding region: 1-261 (86 amino acids)
Source: RefSeq, a predicted model, not a curated record